AUAGUGUCCUACUUUCUUUUCCACACCUGACGAUUCAGCCAAGAAGCCAACCAUCCACAAGACUAAUUCCUCUACUAUCGAUCAGCACAUGAUCCAGCAAAACAUGAGGAUUCCCCUAACGCUGCUCCUUCCUCUCGCCCUCCUCCUUGUGCUGGCAGUGACACCAGGUGAGGCCUCUUUUCGUAGUUGUACAUCUCAAAUCAUCUCGCCGUUUGGGACAUCGUGUAAUCGCGCGGCUUGUCAGUUCCAGUGCCGCAUAGGGUUCACCCAGAUCCCGUGUGACAAUGGUGCCACCGACUGCACCUGGACUGGGGAGUGCGUCGGUGCGGGGUGCAACUUCACCUUCUGCGCAACGUUCCCACAGACCCCUGCACCCGUCUUGAUUCCAGAAUUAGAUCAGAGUACUGGUAAUUAACUAGCCA
Molecule: messenger RNA, 422 nt
Organism: Lolium perenne
Lineage: Eukaryota; Viridiplantae; Streptophyta; Magnoliopsida; Poales; Poaceae
Source: RefSeq, a predicted model, not a curated record